AUGAGGGGUAAAUAACACAGACCCUCACUCUGUAUAACGAAUGUUUGGAAACUUCUUACAACCAUGAGACCUCCAAAAGACUCACAGAGUUCCGCUGCACUAAUAAUGGUUAUAUUUUUAGUGAUAAACACCUGCACGAGCCGGGCGCUUUACGGAAGCAGAAGAACAACCGUCUCACCUGAGAGCGGAUUUGGGGCAAAGGAGCGUUUUCAGAUCGUUACACAACACAAUCGACUGCGCAGUCGGGUCGAGCCCAUGGCGGCCAACAUGCAAAAAAUGGAGUGGAGUGACGCGCUGGCUGCUCUCGCUCAGAUAACGGCUGAGUCCUGCUCAGAGAACAGCGCUGCAUCCGAAGCGGACGCCGAACACGUCGGCUGGAACGUCCAUCGGUCUCCUCAUGGCGUAGACUCUUACUCUGACAUCAUCAACUCGUGGUUCCAGGAAGGGUAUCACUAUGUCUAUCAAAACGGACGCUGCAAAAGCAACCACACCUGCAAGCAUUAUACACAGAUGGUGUGGGCUACAUCCAGUCAGGUGGGCUGCUCUUUGCACCUGUGCAGAGUUGGAGUCAAACACUGGGACAUGUUUGUGUGUGCUUACUUCCCUGGGGGAAACUGGGAGGUGAAUGGCCAGGAGGUGAUGCCCUAUAAAUCAGGAGUGUACUGCUCUCUCUGCACGGCCUCCAUGUCGGGGUGCUUGCGGCUCUGGGACCAUGUCGGAGGCUUGUGUGAGACCCCUCGAAACCCGUGCCGUAUGAGUUGUGGACAGUACGGACAGCUGAACGUGUCUUCGUGCCAGUGUCAGUGUAUGCGUGGAUUCACGGGCCGGUUCUGUCAGGUGCGCUGUAGUGUGCAGUGUGUGCACGGACGCUAUAAGGAGGAGGAGUGCUCCUGUCUCUGUGAUGUUGGUUAUGGAGGAGCGGAGUGUGCAGAGAAGCUGAGUUUCCCUUAUCACAGCUGUGACAUGCAGAUAGACGGUAAAUGUUACAUGGUGUCCUCUGAAGCUGAGACCUACUACACGGCCAAGCUGCGUUGUCAAGAAAGAGGAGGGAUUUUGGCUCAAGUGCACAAUCAGAAGGUUCAGGAUAUCAUGACCUUCUACCUCGGGCAGCUGGAGAACACCAAUGAGGUCAUGGACACUGACUUUGAGACACGAAACCUCUGGAUAGGUCUAACUUAUAAACCGCUGAAAGACUCGUUCCGUUGGGACACUGGAGAAACCGCCACCUUUACCAGCUUCGCUUUCGGACAGCCGGACAAUCAGGGCUUUGGGAAUUGUGUCGAGCUGCAAGCGUCCAGCGCCUUCAACUGGAAUGACCAGCGCUGCAAAACACGCAACAGAUACAUCUGCCAGUUCGGCCCAGAGCACAUCGCUCUGUGGGAGUUUGGCCGAUGAGAUCCGCGCUUCAUGACUGCUGCAGAAGAUUAUAGAUCCACGGCUGCUGUUCUUCUGCCUGGAUUAUGCGGUUGAAGCUCAGAUGUAGGAAGCCUGAUCGAUACAUCCAGAAAUACAUAAGGAAUAAAACACGUUAGGACAUGCUGCUAGAGGAAAAUAAUCCACAAUGUGGUCAUGUAACACGGCCUCGGCGUUUUUAUUUUCCCAUCGUCGUCAUGUCCUGAAGUGUUUUAUUCCUCUUCUACAUCAGCAACAUGCCUGAAAGUACAAUUUUUAUUUAUUAAACGUCAUGUUGUAAGAGAUUUUUAUCUGUUAAUAGAUUUGAAUUUUAUUCCUGUGUUACACUUAAAGUUAAAUGGAAGGUUCGGUGAAUUAAUUCUGUGACAUCACAAUUUUUUGUUCCCACAAGUUGUGGAAUCCGACAUUCGUGUACUGUUGUUGCUAUGGUAACGAAAGCAUCUGCAGUGGAGAAGGUUACAGGUUCUCUCUAAAUAUUUCAGUUAUUACUUAAUUACUUAAUCUUGAAGCAGUUACUGAAUAAUUGUUCAGUUUUUCAGUCUCUAUCUGUUUUGAAGUAACUGAUAUAAACUCACAACCCUGGAAGCUCCGCCCACUUCCUCCAAGCUCAAAUUUAUCUUAAUUUCACUUCUUAUCUUGCAGUCGCUUUGUCUGAAGCUGAACAGAGAAAGUUCUGAGAUCAUUUACAUGGAAUAAAAUCGAUAAAGUGUCAAAUAAAAUCAAAACAGUUUACAAAUACAAAUCCUUUAAAAAAAAAAAGGUAUAUAUAUAUAUAUAUAUAUAUACAGGGUGAAGAAGUAGGCACUAGAUAUAUCAGAUUAGAUUAGUUUAGAUUAGAUUAGAUUGGAUUAGAUUGGAUUAGAUUGGAUUAGAUUAUUGAGCUUUAUUGAGUGUAAACCUCAUAAACACACCUGAAAACAUGCAGUAUUUUAGGAAGUACACAACAUUGGACAGCAGUGAAGACAAUAAGAAGAUAUUGCGCAAGAAUUUGUACAAUGGGGAUAAUACGAUAAACACACAGACACACACACACACACAGACACACACACACAUUCAGUACACUUGUAAUUACGUAUUCAACUCCUAAAGUCUUCUGAAGAACCACCCAUAGAUUGCUUGCUUGUGUUGAUGAGACUCACAUAGUGUGUGUGUGUGUGUGUGUGUGUGUGUGUGUGUGUGUGCAUCAAGCAGCCUUAUGAGAUCCUACAUAAACACCACUUACACACGAAUAACAUGCACGAGGUGUUUCCCAACUCGUUUGUCUUUAACAUGGGGCUUAUGGCUGUUGUUAAUAAGGCUACAUAAAACCUUCAUGCAGCUUAUUUCAUCAUGUGUCAGUUUUAUCAGCUUCAUUUUGAUGACACAAGGUUGUUAUGACACAUUAUCAGUCUUCUCCUGCUAUGUCAGCGCUAUGUAACGGUUAUAAUGUGCAUAAUACUUGCGAUGCUCUCACCAUGGCAACACUAAUAUAAUCACAUCCUGUAGACUUAUGAAAUAAAUGACUUAUAAAUGAUGUAAUAAAGGAUAAUAAAUGACCUGAGAUUUUCCCA
Tachysurus vachellii is the source of this 2963-nucleotide messenger RNA. Its product is annotated as C-type lectin domain family 18 member A-like. The record is from RefSeq and is a predicted model, not a curated record. Lineage: Eukaryota; Metazoa; Chordata; Actinopteri; Siluriformes; Bagridae. The transcript is spliced from 12 exons. Bases 64 to 1395 code for a protein of 443 amino acids.